UCUGCCGCCCCCUCUCGCCCUCUGUCCGCAGCGCAGGAUGAGCAGUGAUCGGCAGCGGUGGAUGCUAUAGCAGCAGCCGGUGGGAGGCAGAGUCAGCCCAGCAAAAGUGUACAGCAGUCACAGCAGCAAUCACAGCUCCCCCAGCCCCAGCCAUCACUGAUACCCACAAUGCACAGAGACGGACACCAAAAUAGAAAUCUGGCGAGCAGGUAACAUGGCUGCACUCGGCGUUACCUUCCACUGAGGACAUCGCCCGGACUGCGCCUGCACACCGAGCAGAAGGCAGGAGACGCCGCUCAGCCGACCCCAAAGAGCGGGAGCCGGGGCCGUGACGGGGCAGCACCGCCUGAGGAGAGGGGCGCAAAUAUGGCAGCCCUGGAGCUCUAUACAAAGCAUGCGCGGGUAUGGAUCCCAGACCCAGAAGAAGUAUGGAAAUCUGCCGAGAUUCAGAAAGAUUAUAAGCCAGGGGACACCCUUCUUCACAUACGGCUCGAGGAAGGCUCGGACUUAGAAUAUCGUCUAGACGCCAAAACAAAGGAACUCCCUCCAUUGAGAAAUCCUGAUAUCCUUGUAGGAGAAAAUGACCUCACUGCCUUGAGUUAUCUGCAUGAACCAGCCGUCCUGCACAACCUCAAAGUCCGCUUUAUAGACUCCAAACUAAUAUAUACAUAUUGUGGCAUAGUUCUCGUAGCGAUAAAUCCUUAUGAGCAAUUGCCCAUCUAUGGAGCCGAUAUCAUCAAUGCAUACAGUGGGCAGAAUAUGGGGGAUAUGGAUCCUCAUAUUUUUGCAGUGGCAGAAGAAGCAUACAAACAAAUGGCCAGGGAUGAGAGAAAUCAGUCCAUUAUUGUAAGUGGGGAAUCUGGAGCUGGAAAGACUGUAUCUGCUAAAUACGCAAUGAGGUACUUUGCUACAGUCAGUGGAUCCGAUAGUGAAGCAAAUGUUGAAGAAAAGGUGCUGGCUUCUAAUCCUAUCAUGGAGGCUAUUGGAAAUGCAAAGACCACAAGGAAUGACAACAGCAGUCGCUUUGGAAAAUACAUAGAGAUUGGUUUUGAUAAGAGGUACCGGAUUGUUGGUGCUCACAUGAGGACAUACCUACUGGAGAAAUCUAGAGUGGUGUUUCAGGCAGAAGAAGAAAGAAAUUAUCACAUAUUUUACCAACUGUGUGCAUCGGCCUCUCUGCCAGAGUUCAGCGCGCUCAAACUGGGAAAUGCCAACAGUUUCCACUAUACCAAGCAAGGGAGAAGCCCCGUGAUUGAUGGAGUUGAUGAUGCAAAAGAACUAAGGAACACAAGGCAAGCUUGUUCUUUACUAGGGAUCGGAGAUCAGCAUCAGAUGGGAAUCUUCAGGAUUUUGGCUUCUAUACUUCACUUUGGAAAUGUGGACAUUAAGUCUCGGGAUAGUGACAGUUGUUUAAUUCCGCCAAAACAUGAACCCCUACUUAUAUUUUGUGAUCUAAUGGGAGUGGACUAUGAAGAAAUGUCACACUGGCUCUGCCAUCGAAAACUGGUGACUGCUGCGGAGACCUAUAUCAAGCCACUAUCACGGCUACAGGCCACCAAUGCUCGAGAUGCUUUGUCCAAACACAUCUAUGCUUCCUUGUUCACCUGGAUUGUUAAUCAUGUAAAUAAAGCUCUACUGUCAUCUGCCAAGCAAAAUUCCUUUAUUGGAGUCCUGGACAUUUAUGGAUUUGAAACAUUUGAAAUUAACAGCUUUGAGCAGUUUUGCAUCAACUACGCCAAUGAGAAGCUACAGCAGCAGUUUAACCUUCAUGUGUUUAAGUUGGAACAAGAAGAGUACAUGAAGGAACAAAUCCCAUGGACUUUGAUAGAUUUUUAUGACAACCAGCCAUGCAUUAAUCUUAUAGAGGCCAAAAUGGGUAUUCUGGACCUGCUUGAUGAAGAAUGUAAGAUGCCCAAAGGAACAGACAAUACCUGGGCCCAGAAACUGUACAACACGCACCUGAAAACUUGUUCAUUGUUUGAGAAACCACGUCUGUCCAAUGUAGCAUUUAUCAUCCAACAUUUUGCUGAUAAGGUAGAAUAUCAAUGUGACGGCUUUCUUGAUAAGAAUAAAGAUACAGUAUUUGAAGAUCAAGUAAAAGUUCUUAAAGCGAGUAAGUUUAAGCUGCUGGCAGAACUGUUCCAGGACCAUCAGCAGUCCUCAAGCCCAACCUCAACUGCUCCCACAGGUCGUACUCUCCUAUCCCGUACAGGUCUGCGUAAACCAAAGCCUGAACAUGCUAGUAAAGAACAUAAGAAAACAGUCGGACACCAGUUUAGAAACUCUUUGCAUUUGCUGAUGGAGACACUAAAUGCUACAACCCCUCAUUAUGUACGUUGUAUUAAGCCAAAUGACGUAAAGUAUCCCUUCACGUUUGACUCAAAACGGGCCGUCCAGCAGCUCAGAGCUUGUGGUGUGUUGGAAACUAUAAGGAUCAGCGCGGCAGGAUUCCCAUCUAGGUGGACGUAUCAAGAGUUCUUCAGUCGAUACCGGGUUCUUAUGAAGCAAAAAGAUGUCCUCAGUGACUGGAGGCAAACCUGCAAGAACGUGUUGGAGAAGCUCAUUGUGGACCAAGACAAAUAUCAAUUUGGUAAAACAAAAAUCUUCUUCCGUGCUGGGCAAGUAGCUUAUUUGGAGAAAAUAAGAGCUGACAAGUUGAGAGUGGCCUGCAUCCGGAUCCAGAAGACAAUACGUGGUUGGCUUUUACGGAAGAAGUACCUCCGCAUGAAGAAGGCAGCCAUCUGCAUUCAGAGAUAUGUUAGAGGAUACCAGGCCAAAUGUCUUGCCCAGUUCCUGCGCAGGACCAGAGCAGCAAUUCUUAUACAGAAGUUUCAGAGAAUGUAUGUGGUUCGCCAGAAGUAUCGCCGUAUACGGUCUGUUACACUGUCACUUCAGACAUAUCUUCGGGGUUAUGCAGCCAGAAAGAGGUAUCAGCAGAUGGUGAGGGUACACAAAGCUACUAUCAUUCAGAAGCACGUUCGCGGCUGGUUGGCUCGUAAGGCUUACAAGAGAAGCUUGGAAGCCAUUGUCUACCUGCAGUGCUGCUACCGCAGGAUGAUGGCCAAAAGGGAGUUGAAGAAAUUGAAGAUUGAAGCUCGUUCUGUUGAACAUUACAAGAAACUCAACUAUGGCAUGGAAAACAAGAUCAUGCAAAUGCAGCGUAGAAUUGAUGAACAGAAUAAGGACAACAAGUCCUUGCUGGAGAGGCUGACUCAUCUAGAGAUAACCUACAAUACGGAGAAAGAUAAGCUACGAAGUGACGUUGACCGCCUGAAACCAUUUGAAGAAGAGGCCAAAAAUGCCACAAACCGAGUGAUGAGCCUCCAGGAGGAGUUAGCCAAGCUGAGGAAAGAUCUGCUCCAGACACAGAACGAAAAGAAGAAGAUUGAGCAGAAUGCAGACCAAUAUAAAACUGAAACUGAGCAGUUGCUGUCUGAACUGAAACAACAGAACACAUUAUUGAAAAAAGAGAAGGAAGAAAUGAAUAUUCUAAUCCAGGAACAAGCUAAACGAAUGACUGAGGAUAUGGAGAAAAAAUUGUUGGAGGAAACAAGGGAGCUUGAACUUGAGCUGAAUGAUGAGAGGUUGAGAUACCAGAAUCUUCUCAAUGAGUUUAGUCGCUUGGAGGAGCGGUACGAUGACCUCAAAGAAGAAAUGAGCAUUAUGAGCCCUCCAAAGCCUGGACACAAGAGGACUGACUCCACACACAGCAGUAAUGAGUCUGAAUACACCUUCAGUUCAGAAAUCACAGAGUCUGAAGACUUUCCAUACCGGAAUGAGGAGCCAGCUGAUAAGAAAGCUCCUCUGGACAUGUCCUUAUUCCUCAAGCUUCAGAAACGUGUAAAAGAAUUAGAACAUGAGAAACAAAUUUUGCAAGAUGAUCUGGAUAAAAAGGAAGAACUUCUCCAUAAAGCAAAGAGCCAGGAGGAAGCUAAGUCCCCAGUCCGAGGCACUGAGCUGGAGUACGAAUCUCUUAAGCGUCAGGAACUGGAAUCUGAGAACAAGAAGUUGAAGAAUGAAUUAAAUGAAUUAAGAAGGGCCAUUACAGAGAAAGUUUCCCCGGAUCCGUCUGGGCCAGGGGCUCCAGUAUAUAAAGUUCUUCUCGAACAAAUGACAUCAGUCAGCGAAGAAUUGGAAGUGCGCAAAGAGGAAGUACUCAUUCUCAGAUCGCAGCUGGUUAGUCAAAUGGAAGCUAUUCCACACAAGGACACUAUGACAGACACAUUAGCUAUCUCUGAAGAUGUACAGAAAAUGAAGGACCACAGGGAGAUUGCUCAGGCUUAUACUGGCAUGAAGGAAACCAACAAGGUCCUAGAGUCGCAGCUUCAGGCUCAGAAGAAGACCUAUGAAAAUGAGGUGGAAUCUCUCAGAGGAGAGAUACAAGGUCUGAAGGAGGAGAACAAUCAUCAGCAGCAGCUCCUUGCCCAGAACCUCCAGUUGCCUCCUGAGGCUCGCAUUGAAGCCAGUUUACAGCAUGAGAUCACCCGGCUGACCAAUGAGAACCUGUAUUUUGAGGAGUUAUAUGCAGAUGAUCCCAUGAAGUAUCAGUCGUACCGGAUUUCACUUUACAGACGGAUCAUUGAUCUAAUGGAGCAACUUGAAAAGCAAGAUAAGACGGUCAGGAAACUGAAAAAGCAGCUGAAGGUGUUUGCAAAGAAAAUCGGAGAGCUAGAAGUUGGUCAAAUGGAGAAUGUGUCUCCUGGUCAAAUAGUAGAUGAGCCAAUCCGCCCACUUAAUAUUCCCCGUAAAGAGAAAGACUUCCAAGGAAUGCUGGAGUAUAAGAGGGAAGAUGAGCCAAAGCUGAUUAAGAACCUUAUAUUAGACUUAAAGCCUCGUGGUGUUGCUGUGAACCUUAUUCCAGGUCUGCCAGCAUACAUUCUAUUCAUGUGUGUGCGACACGCGGAUUACCUCAACGAUGACCAGAAAGUCCGUUCCUUGCUCACUUCAACCAUUAAUGGCAUCAAAAAGAUCUUGAAGAAAAGAGGGGAUGACUUUGAAACCGUGUCUUUUUGGCUUUCUAACACCUGCCGAUUUCUUCAUUGCCUGAAGCAGUACAGUGGAGAAGAGGCAUUUAUGAAGCACAAUUCAACCCGGCAGAAUGAACACUGUCUCACAAACUUUGAUCUUGCCGAAUACAGACAAGUGUUGAGUGAUCUGGCUAUUCAGAUAUAUCAGCAUUUGGUCAGAGUGCUAGAGAAUAUCCUACAGCCAAUGAUCGUUUCUGGAAUGUUGGAGCACGAGACCAUUCAGGGGGUCUCAGGGGUGAAACCUACAGGUUUACGAAAGAGGACGUCCAGUAUAGCUGAUGAAGGAACAUACACGUUGGACUCCAUAGUGAGGCAGCUGAACACGUUCCAUUCCAUAAUGUGUCAGCAUGGUACGGAUCCAGAGCUUAUAAAGCAGGUGGUGAGGCAGAUGUUCUACAUAAUUGGCGCGGUCACCCUGAAUAAUCUGCUGCUCAGGAAGGACAUGUGUUCAUGGAGCAAAGGGAUGCAGAUCAGGUACAAUGUGAGCCAGCUAGAAGAAUGGCUGCGUGACAAGAAUCUAAUGAACAGUGGGGCUAAGGAGACCCUUGAGCCUUUAAUUCAAGCUGCUCAGUUGCUGCAAGUGAAGAAGAAAACCGAUGAGGAUGCAGAGGCUAUCUGCUCUAUGUGCAAUGCCCUGACCACUGCCCAGAUUGUGAAGGUGUUGAAUCUUUAUACUCCUGUAAAUGAAUUUGAAGAGAGGGUACUAGUAUCAUUUAUACGCAACAUACAGAUGCGUCUAAGGGACCGGAAGGAUUCCCCUCAGCUGCUAAUGGAUGCCAAGCACAUCUUUCCAGUCACCUUCCCAUUCAACCCAUCAUCCCUUGCUUUGGAAACCAUUCAGAUCCCUGGCAGUCUCAGCCUAGGAUUCAUCUCUCGUGUGUAAAUAAAUCGUCACUGAUCUUACAUCUCUUAGACCUCUAAGUAACACUGGAAGCAUUCUGGAAUUCACCAUUGCAUCCUUAGAUACUAAAAGUCACAUGUCUCCUGUGAAUUGUACAUCAUGUAUAAGAGACUGCCAGACAGGUGGCGUAUGGUAUCCAUUAACUCAAAUUGUCUUUACCACCCGCAGUUUUGGGGACUUGCCUUGGUCUUCAACCGGAUGUAAGAUUUCCUAGAAAUAGUAUUGGUUGCCUUCCUCAUAUUAGAAGCACGGAUGUGAGGCAGGAAAUGUUUCCAUAUCUGAGGAGGAAGGUAUAGCUUAUUGUGUUAGGCUAAAUAGUGAUAGUCGAUAUGAUGAAUAUCGAUGUGUACAUCACUGUAUACACAUAAAAUAGCCAAACGACAUCCUUAUUUAUGUUAGGGGUAUAAAAAUUAAUAAAGUCUAUCAAAGUAUUAGAGAAAUCUCAGCUUACCGUGUAAUGUAGAUGUUUCUUAGCACCGUGGUUUACUAUGCAUAUUACUGUGCUGCUGUGUUUUGUGUUCUUCUGAUGUUCCAACAUCCGUAUUAGGCACUACAAAUAAAAUCCUCAUCUCUUUAUUAUCCACUAUGUUUACAGUUCAAUGUGAUCUUUGGUAGGGGGAGCCACAACGACUUACCUGGAAAGAAGGAAGCGGCAGCUUAAGCACAUGACGAUAGCUGAUAAAAUAACAGUUUUUAAUGAAAUAAAAUGUUUAAAAAGCCUUAAAGAAUAAAUAGGAUCUCAUUAUCAUGUAUAGUCCUUUUAUGGAUUUUUUUUAAUGUCAUAUUUGAGUGUUUAAAGUUCAUCACAGUAGGAUUUGCAGCUGAUGGGUUUAAUGAUUUUUGCUGUGUUUUUGGUGUUUCUAUAUUCCAUGCUGAUGUUCUGUGCAUAUUAUUUAUUUCAUUAUAUUAGGAAUGUGCUACAUCCGAAGCUUGUGCUACCGGAAUGGUUUCCUAGUACGUCACUGGCGUCAAAGACGGCAAUGCCCUGUAGUUACACCUCCUCUGUUCCAUAUUAGGGUAGAGUUUUGAGCAUGUAGGAGACACUAUUGCACUACAUUAUGUUCUGCUAGGCCACUUUAUAUGUCUUCACAUAGCUGGAUCAGAGCACUCUAGUAGUAAAUACAUCUCUAAACUUUAUUUAAGCCUUUAGAAGGACUGGGCCAUUGAUGAACCCUACUCAUGGGAUUUUCUACACAGUAAAGCUCAUGUUCUGUAGAAUAUAUCUCUGCAGAAGCAAAGCACUGUAUUUAUUAAAGGGUCCAACACCGUGGCCAAAGAACUGAUUUUUGUUAAAGGAAUUUCUCAUGUAUUAUGUUUAUAUAUAGUUUUAUGACCAAAUAUUUAUUUGCCGUGUAAGAUGUCUUUGCACUCUGAAGAGGAGUCAUUUUAUUCUGUAGAGUUCUGAAUGCUGGAAGAUUACAGUGGAAAAUGCCAUAGCGUAACAUUCUUUUCCACAAUUGAAAAUGGCCUCUAAUUAGAUUUAGUGAUGCUAGAGUAUAUAUUGCUCAGAACAGGGCAGGUCCCCAUGUGUUUGGCCUAAAGCAGGGUUGUUUAUAUUCAUCUGGUCUGCCUUUCUGCUCGUUCCAUUAAAGCUCUUAUAUGUCUUCAAUCAUUUAUGUGCUGGUUUUUAUUAUAUUGAGUCUUUUGAUCAUGUCCCUUUUUUAUGCCAAUAUCUUAUUUCUGUUCAGUAUUCAUGUGUAUUUGUUGUAGCCCUUCUCUCGAAUAAGGUGCUUGGAGACACCCUGUUACUACUGAUCGGGUGAGUUUCUCACAGGAGAAUAUUGAGUGCUUUUUUAGAUUUUUGCCUGAAUUACAAAUGGCAUUCAGGGUGUGCGAUGUUAGUCUAAUGCAUGAAGACUAAGGCUGUGUUCACAUCUGCAUCAGCAUUUCUGCCAGAAACCUCCAUCAUAGAUUCUGUUGACUUUUUGACCAAAUUAUGGACUCUCCAGAAGAACCUAUGCUCCCAUUAUGAGUCAUUGGGGGUCUAUCUGACUCUGCCUGCAUCCAUUGUAUUGGAUGUGGUGAGGAAAAAUGACCUUAGGGUAGGCGCUCAGGAG
Hyla sarda is the source of this 7985-nucleotide messenger RNA. It is a transcript of the gene MYO5A, whose product is annotated as myosin VA. Bases 367 to 5910 code for a protein of 1847 amino acids. Gene Ontology annotation, cellular component: actin cytoskeleton; myosin complex; vesicle. Gene Ontology annotation, biological process: actin filament organization; vesicle transport along actin filament. The record is from RefSeq and is a predicted model, not a curated record. Lineage: Eukaryota; Metazoa; Chordata; Amphibia; Anura; Hylidae. The transcript is spliced from 40 exons. Gene Ontology annotation, molecular function: microfilament motor activity; actin filament binding; ATP binding.